This is a messenger RNA of Aegilops tauschii subsp. strangulata, 1177 nucleotides long. NCBI's taxonomy places the organism in Eukaryota, Viridiplantae, Streptophyta, Magnoliopsida, Poales, Poaceae. The record is from RefSeq and is a predicted model, not a curated record.
GGCACCGCACACUUGUGCCCUUUUCUCUUGUUCAACUUAGCAACAAACUCAGGUGAUUACAAGUCCUUAAGUACCCGGACUAACCACAACACACACGCACGCACCCACUAAGCACACUUUUGCAUCCAGCCACGGUCAAGCCACAUACAUCGGCUGAACCAUGACUGGCUCCACUAGCCGGUAGAAACGGCAACUGAUAACCACCUCUCUGGCCGCUCAGUUUCGGCCGAUCUCCACGCAUUUGGAGACGCAAUCCACAACUAAGCCAUUCUAACAAUUAAUCUUAUCCAUGCAGUACGUGCAUGCUACUCAUCUAACGGACGCCCACACAUGCAUCCACUUUCUUCUAAGACUGACUCAAAAUUAAACAUGAUCUAAUUAAUCAUCUCUACACUCAGCACUAAUAACAAGAUUAGUUCCAACAGGCAAGACUUUCAGAUUAUCUGUCAAGGACGACGGCUACAACCCACGGUGGAGAACCAACCCGUGCAACUACGGCAUGCUGGUGGAGAGAUCAAGGUACAACUUCUCUACUCUGGACAUGCAGGGCAACUGGACGCUACUCAAAAGGUUCUCCCGCGGUGUCCAUCUUGCGCUCGAUUUCGCCAUCGGGAACACUUCGUGUCCGGCGGAAGGACAGCCAUCGCCUCCGGACUACGCCUGCGUCAGCGGCAACAGCUCUUGUGCCAACGCAGACGCUGCGGAUACUCCUGCCUAUGUAUGCAAGUGCUGGGACAAGUACACUGGCAACCCUUACCUCCCCAAUGGAUGCCAAGAUAUUGAUGAGUGCAAGCAACCCCAAUUGUAUCCCUGCCAAAAUGGUCGGAUCUGCAAAAACAGGAUAGGAGGCUAUGACUGUCCAUGCAAAUUCGGAAUGAAGAGCGACGGCAAAGCGGGAACCUGCACACAUGUACUACUCACUACAGCAGCAAAGGCGACCAUGGGUAAGUACUAAGCUAAUACCUCCAUCUUGAUUUAUUGGACGCCUUUGUAUUUUGUGCUAAAUUUUGGUCAUAGGUUUAACUACCAAAAUGUUAAUGCAUGUCAUCAGAAAGUAUAUAUUUGGAUUCGUGUUUGAACAUAGUUGCUGACAAUGUUAUUUUUGCUAUGUAUAACUUAUAUUUUAUUAGUUAAAAUCAUGGUCAAAAUAUGACCCGAAAUACGAGGGAGACUAAUA